CGCUGCAUAAAAAAUCGCCGCAAAAGCAUUUGAGAAGUAAAUUAUCCCAAAUGUUAUCUCGUCUCGAUAAUUCCAAUAUUCGACAAUGUCUUGAUAUAUAUACGUGACCCUCUUUCUGACCAACUUUUUAAAAGAGUUUUACACAAGGAUUUCAUUAGUGAAUCAUUUUUGGUCUUUUGUAAAAGUGUUUUGUAAACAUUUUCUUUCCUACUCAAGAAGAUUGACAUCAUCCACUAGUUUUUUUUCUCAGAAGUGUAUUCUGAGGAAUCGCAUGCUCGACUCAAAACAUUAGCAACAUAAACUUCAAUGUGAUGGUUUUUUAAAUAUGGUCUUCUCAAGUGGUCUAUGGUAUUUAUAACGGAAACGAGAGAUAGGUUCAACAUCACGUCGUGUGGAACUGCGGUAACUAUAUAAAUUUCAUAGAUAUUAUAAUAAUAAAAUCACAUUUAGCAUCUAUAAUUUAUAAACCACAACUCUGAUAACAUCCAUUGAAACACAUGGAAGAAUCUAAAGAAAAACAGAACAGCAAUGACUUGAUUUUGAGAAAAGGAAGACGGAAGUUAAAAAUCUUGUUUUAUUGCCAUGCAACUGGUGUACAUUUGGCGAUAGCGACGCUUGUAGCGCUACAAACACUUCAGACGAGCAUUAACAUAAAAGAUGACAUAGGCGCUAUUUCAUUGACUGCGGCGUAUAUAACAUCCAUAUUUUUCGGAGUUUUCUGUGUCCCGGCAGUUCUACGUGUGUUCGGUCCUCAUGUAGCUUUAGUGAUGUCCGACGUUUGUUAUUUACUAUAUUGUUUGGCAAAUUUUUAUCCAGAUUUGGUUGUCCUGACAAUCGGAGGCAUAAUCAGCGGAAUCGCUCGAGCACUUUAUCUUCCAAGUUACACAAUUCUCGUUAUGCAAAUCGCUUCACAAUGUAUGGAAUACUCAACAACGAAACAAGAUGGAUAUUAUUUCAAUUAUUUUCAAAGUCGAUUUUAUGGGAUGGUUGAAGCUGCUUCGAUAGUUGGAAACAUUUUGUCUUACGCAAUCUUGUCAGGAACAAAAUCCGACUCAAGUUCAGGAGAACUUACAUCUGGUAACACUACAAUUUCUCCUAACGUUACAACACCUGGCGAUUUUUCAAACUCGUACCAAUACUGUGGAGUAUACGAUUGUCAAGAUCCAGGAGUUGUCGAGAACAAUAUAGAUCAGUACGUUCCCCCAGAUCAAAUGAGUGUAUAUAUAUUCUUAACUGUCGUUAGCAGCCUAUCGGUUCUUUCAGUUAUCAUGCAUGCUUUCAUAUAUCCGGGUCUUGGAACUUUUAGUCAUAAAUUGACCAAAGUAAAAGAGCGCGUGACCAACAGUCUUGAAGAAAACACAACAAAAUCUGACACUGAUUUUAACGUUGAUGAAAUCAGUGCGACAUCAAACAAUAACCAGAAAAAUGACGCAAAAUUUCAAAUAUAUGUAAAUGAAGGUUUUACAAACGACGAGAAUAAAUCAAACGGGAAUGUGGCGGAAUAUGAUGACACCAAUUCAAUACAGUUGUCCGUGACGUCCAUUGAAAGUGCAGAGACAACAAGUCAUGCAAACUACUGGUCGACUCUAAAAGCAACGUUUUUGUUUCUCAUUUAUCCUCGCUCUCUAAUGUUGAGCGUAUCUGCAUUUCAUUUUGGAAUGUUUUUUGGAUUCUGCUUUGCUGAUCUUACCAGAGCGUAUGCUUCUUGUGUCGCAGGAGUUGAAAUGACUGGCCUUUUUGCCAUGACAUUUGGAGCAGCGGGUAUGGUGUCCGCAUUAUUAUAUGGAAGACUGAACUUUCCAUACCGGCGAUACGUUAUUUAUGCGGGAUUGUCAGUGUUAGAAUUAUCGAUGUACGUUGCUUGCUAUCUAUGGAAUCCUAAUCCCGACACAAUAUGGAUGGUUUAUAUGAUGUUUAUAGGAUGUGGAAUUGUUAAAGGAGCCUACAGACAAAAUAUUGUUGAGACUUACACUGUACAUUUUCUACACAACAAAGAUCUCGCGCUUAGUGUUUACAAUGUCUGGUUUACGGCGGGAUUGGGAGUUCAAUAUGGUUUGAGUACUUUUAUGUGCGUUGAGACAAAACUAUACACACAAUUAGGUAUUUUUACGGCAGCAAUAAUACUUUUUGUUUUAGUUGAAUUCAUCUACAUGCGGGGCGAUGGUGUAAAGAAAAAUGAAAAGAACGAGAUUAAAACAAAACUAUAAAUGUUGGAACCAUCGAAUUUGCGAAUGAAAAAGGAAACGCACUGAGAAGAAAAUCGCUGUCACCACUAACACCGUUUUAUGAUUUAUACUAAUCAUCGUUCGACCGGAAUAAUGUUUAUGCUGUGUAAAUUUUUCAUGUUCAUAAAAUAAAUCUUACACUUCGCAUAUAUUGCACGCUUCACACGGCAAGAUUAUAAAAGACAUUGACAAUAAAUGUUUAAAGUCAACAUACGUGUCAGUUUGGAUGUUGUUUUUAAAGAAAAAUGCCACAAAUAAUGCAAUAAAAUCAAUAAAUUAUUACCUGCAAUACUCACCAAUUAUAUAGCGGAUUACAUAUUCUGGA
Molecule: messenger RNA, 2550 nt
Organism: Styela clava
Lineage: Eukaryota; Metazoa; Chordata; Ascidiacea; Stolidobranchia; Styelidae
Product: protein unc-93 homolog A-like
Source: RefSeq, a predicted model, not a curated record